UGUUGUCUUAAGGACAAGGAGGUCAGCAAAAGAGAGAAAUAUAGAAACUAAAAACAUACCCUGUAAAUAUUAAGCAUAUAUAGAUUCAAUGUUUACAUAGAAUAGAUGAUAAUCUAAUAAAUUUAGUUAUGGUGUUUUAUCUUUGGUUGUUUUUAGAGUGAAAUUAGUUUAUGAUGGCCCCUUUAAAACAUAACGGAGGGUUUACGUUUCACUCGUUCACAGACGUUUCCAUUAUCGUCUGGUCUUCAUGCUGUUAGAAGCCGAUAUCCUUCUCAUUUUUUGCUAAACAUACGCCGGAUUUCAAAAUGUAAAGAAGACUUCGCCAUCAGAAACAUGUAAUUUAAAUUUAAGAGAAUUAAUCGGGCUUUUCGUGGUGGUUGGCUAACAGAAGCUACGCUACAUGGACAAUCUUCAGAAAUUAGUUCAGGACAGGUUAGCUUCCUGUAGCUAACUCUGUUAUGUGAACUAACUAAACCAGGUGGAAAAUACUCCCUGCAACUCACUGGUGUUGCAGGUCGCGCUCAUGUGCCCAUGGAGAAGACGGCUUAUGAGAGAUGGCUGGAGUCAGUCUCUGCCACUUUCCUUUCUCUUAAUGACCAGCAGCGCAACCACUCCCUAGACCACCUUAUAUCUUUAAGCAGUGCAGUCCAGCUUCGUCAUCUGUCCAAUGGCCUGGAGACGCUGCUGAAACGGGACUUUCUACGCCUCCUUCCUCUGGAGCUGGCCUUCUACCUGCUGCGGUGGCUGGAUCCUCAGACCUUGCUCACCUGCUGCCUGGUGUGUAAACAGUGGAAUAAGAUGAUAAACUCGUGUCCGGAGGUGUGGCAGGGAGUGUGUCGGGAGCUGGGUUGGAGGAUUGAUGAGUCCAUUCAGGAUGCUUCCCAUUGGAAGGGGGUCUAUUUAAAAGCUAAACUGCGCAUGAUGCAGCUGAAGGAUCAGGAGGCCUUUGAGACGUCAUCACUCAUUGGCCACAGUGCUCGUGUAUAUGCCCUCUAUUAUAAGGACGGCCUCCUCUGCACAGGAUCCGACGAUCUUUCGGCAAAAUUAUGGGAUGUACGUACAGGACAGUGCAUUUAUGGGAUUCAGACACACACCUGUGCCACAGUCAAGUUUGAUGAGCAGAAGCUGGUGACCGGGUCCUUUGAUAACACUAUUGCAAGCUGGGAGUGGAGCACAGGGGCUAAAAUCCAGCAGUUCCGGGGCCACACAGGAGCAGUCUUCAGCGUGGACUACAAUGAUGAACUGGAUGUCCUGGUCAGUGGCUCUGCAGACUUCUCGGUGAAGAUCUGGUCUCUGUCUGCUGGUGCCUGUCUCAACACCCUGACUGGACACACUGAGUGGGUCACAAAGGUCAUACUACAGAAGAGUGAAGUAGAAUCCAUGGUCCACAGUCCCGGUGAUCAUAUUCUCCUAAGUGCUGAUAAGUAUGAAAUAAAGAUUUGGCCUUUAGGCAGAGAAAUCAACUGUAAGUGUUUGAAGACGCUGUCUGUGUCGGAGGACCGCAGCAUCAGCCUCCAGCCUCGCCUGCAGUUUGAUGGACGCUAUAUCGUCUGCAGCUCCGACCUCGGUGUUUAUCAGUGGGACUUCGCCAGUUUUGAGAUUCUCAGGGUAAUAAAAAUGCCGGACCCAGCCAACCUGUCCCUGCUCAGCUUUGGUGAGGUGUUUGCACUUCUUUUUGACAACCACUUCCUUUAUGUGAUGGACCUGAGGACAGAGGCUAUCUCAGGCCGCUGGCCUCUUCCAGCUUACAGAAAAUCCAAACGAGGAUCCAGCUUCCUGGCAGGCGUGACUUCAUGGCUCAACGGCCUGGAUGGAGGCAAUGACUCAGGACUGGUGUUUGCCACCAGCAUGCCUGACCAUAGCAUUCACUUAGUACUGUGGAAGGAGAACGGGUAGAAGAGGAGAAGCUCUCUGAGUCCUGGACAGUUGGAACAUGAGCUGCCAUCACAUGUACUCUGGAUUAUACAACUGCCAAGCUGCAUCAUACAUGGACCAAAUGUUGUUUUGUCUUCAUCUUAGUCCUCCUCAGGCACAAACACUGUGUCAUUGACCAAAAAAAAAACAAUUUCCCCCAAAUUAGUC
This is a messenger RNA of Melanotaenia boesemani (Boeseman's rainbowfish), 2082 nucleotides long. It is a transcript of the gene fbxw2, whose product is annotated as F-box and WD repeat domain containing 2. Lineage: Eukaryota; Metazoa; Chordata; Actinopteri; Atheriniformes; Melanotaeniidae. Bases 532 to 1896 code for a protein of 454 amino acids. Gene Ontology annotation, molecular function: protein binding. The record is from RefSeq and is a predicted model, not a curated record. The transcript has 8 exons.